AUGGUUUUUAAAACACUAUUGAAGAAUUUUGCUCAAAAAGUUUCGGGCAUCGGAGCAAGUAGUUCGGGCAAUGGAGGUUAUUCCCGUGAAAUGGAAAUGAAAUUUGAAGCGAUUGAGUUAAAUCAAUUUCCAACGAAGGUAGUCAAGUUUAGUUCGCAAUACAAUGACACUGGAGUACCACUGGAUGAUGACACUGUUGCCAUUCCUGCCUGGGCUGCUAAGAAUGUUUGCAAAGGAAUUUCCUCAUAUCCUCAUUAUGGAGAUAGCGGUUCUGCAUGGUGUCCUGCUAGUAUGAAUGGAAAUGAGUGGAUUGUUGUAGAAUAUGAAACUCCAGUAUUGGUCACUGAAGUACAUGUCUAUGAGGUUUUAGGAUGUGGAUCAACUUCGAAAAUUUCUGCGUUAGUUUAUGAAGAAGAAAAUGUUUCGUCUUCAGAGGAAUGGAUUGUGUUAUGGGAAGAUUCAAAUGUUGUCACAUCCUCGACAGGAGCUACAACAAGGGACUUUAAUCCUGCAUUGAGGAAUUGUGCUCUUACUAAGAGAAUUAGAGUUGAUUUACAUAUCACAAAUGCCUGGAGUGAGAUUGACACAAUUAAACUGGUGGGACUAUUCGAACCAGUGAAACCAGUCAUGUCGACAUUGGGAGAGGAGUACUCGUUGCUAUUGACAAAGGCAACCGAAAUGAAUACAUAUUCAGAUGUAACUCUUUCUCUUAAGAGUGACACUUCAAAACAAAUACCAGCUCAUAAGGGGCUCUUGGCUUCACGAUCUUCCUAUUGGAACCUAUUACUUACUGAAUGUGGAGAUUCAUUGGAAUUAGAUUAUAAGGUGUCAUUUGACUCAUUGUAUCAAGGUGUUUUAUUCUGCUAUAGUAAUUAUUGUACCAUUACAGAAGAUAAUUUGUUUGAAAUUUUAGAAUUGGCUCAGAUCUGGAAAUUGGAAGCACUCACACAGUUUUGUAAAGAAAGCUUAGCCAUUAUGCUUUCUCCAGCCAACGUUUUGGACUUCUACAAGAAAACAAAAGAACGUAAUGCAUCUCCACUGACAAAUCAAAUUAUAUCGGUUAUGGCAAAACAUUCAGAUAGACUGAAAUAUGUGAAUUAUGAAUCAGUUUUUACUCCUGAUGACUUGAAUACCUUAAAGAAAUUAAUCAAACAAAAAUAA
Messenger RNA from Naegleria fowleri, 1161 nucleotides. RefSeq lists its product as uncharacterized. The transcript has 2 exons. Gene Ontology annotation, molecular function: protein binding. The record is from RefSeq and is a predicted model, not a curated record. Bases 1 to 1161 code for a protein of 386 amino acids. NCBI's taxonomy places the organism in Eukaryota, Heterolobosea, Eutetramitea, Acrasida, Naegleriidae.